AAUAUGCUGAUGUCAGUGUCUUUAUUCUUGUUAAAAACUCAUGUUCACAUUUCCCAAAGCAUAAGGACACACUCAAAGAGAACUAAAGACAGGUGAAAAAGCAGGAACAAACAAGGAGCUUCUGUCUCAAAGCUUCCACCUACUUUCUACUUCAGGUAGUUGAAUCGGUUCGGUUCGGUUCGAAUCGGUUAGCGAUGAACAACACUGUUCCUGAAUGGAAUUUUGGGAGUGAUAAUACUUUUGUCACCAAUCAAAAGAAGCAAUCUAUGGGGCUUGAUCAUGAACUUGUGGAGCUUCUAUGGGAGAAUGGUCAAGUAGUGUUGCAUAGCCAAACAAAUAAGAAACCGAUGAAUUCGAGACAUGUUCAUAAGAAUCUUCAAUCAACAACAUUAAGCAACUUGAUUCAAGACGAUGAAACUGUUUCAUGGAUCCAACAAUACCCUAUUGAGGAUCCGAUUGGACAAGAAUUAUGUUCGAAUCUUUUAUCUGAACUUCCGCCUUGUCAUAUUGACUCUUACGAUUCACAGCCGACUAAUACGAAGCCGUCUUUUGUCGAGGAGUUCUCAAUUCCUAGGUUUCAUCAUCACGUUCCCGAUUCGUCGCAGAAAAACAAUGAUUUGUGUGGAUCGAACAAGGUCGUAAACUUUUCUCACUUUUCAAGACUUCCUAAUGUUUCUUUGGCAUGUAAUAACGGGGAUGGAGAAUUAAGAGACAAAGUUACGGGAAAUCUGUCGCAAUGUGAUGUUAGAGAGAACUCGGCGAUGACAGUUGGUUUGAGUCAUUGCGGUAGCAACCAAGUCCAACAAGAUCCGGAUGUAAGCAGAGUAUCAAGCGAUGGUAUUUGGACGAAUACUAUAUCGGCCGAGCCUCAUCGAGUCAAAGACAAUGUUCAGAGAACAACAGUUCCUUGUUAUGAGAAAGGGAAAUCGCCGACUUUUACUUCAUCUUCCGGUGGUUCGGGAAGUAGUCUUGGAAAAACAUGUUCCUUAUCUACAAGAAGUCAUGGAGAAAAGAGAAAAGCGAUAGAUGUCGAAGAUUCGGUGGAACAAAGCGAGGACACCGAACUUAAAUCAGCCUUGUCGAACAAGGUGUCUCAGAGGUCAGGGUCGGGUCGAAGGAAUCGGGCUGCCGAAGUGCAUAAUCUUUCAGAAAGGAGACGAAGAGAUAGGAUUAAUGAGAAGAUGAAAGCACUGCAACAACUCAUACCUCACAGUAGUAAGACAGACAAAGCAUCAAUGUUAGAAGAGGCAAUUGAAUACUUGAAAUCACUUCAGUUACAACUUCAGGUAAUGUGGAUGGGAUCGGGCAUGACACCAAUGAUGCAUCCUGGAUUUCAGCACUACAUGACACAAAUGGGCAUGGCAAUGCCUACACCUUCAUUUCCUCAGCUUCAAAAUCCGAUGCAAUUACCGAGAAUGCCUUUUGAUCCGUCCGUUUCGUCCACUCAGACACCAAAUCCGACCUUAAUGUGUCAAAAUCCUCUUUUAGGUGCCUUUAACUACCAAAACCAGAUGCAAAAUCCAGCUCUUUCAGAGCAAUACGCUCGUUACAUGAACUAUCAUCUCAUGCAAAACGCUUCUCAGCCGAUGAAUAUGUACCGAUAUGGUCCCCAAACUGUACAAAAUAGUCAAACAAUGAUUCCAACCAGCAAUAACUGUGGAUCAAUGAGUGGAGCAGCAAACAUUAAUGGUACUGUGAGUGGCAAAAUGGGUAGGCCAAUACAUAGCUCUCUAUUGUCAUAGCAUUAAACAGUUGUUUUCUGCGAAAAUUGUUCUUAUACUAAAUGCCAGAUAUAGACACAUCAUAAUAUGUAUUCAUACUAUUUUUGUCAUGGCAUCAAACAGUAAUUUUCUGCAUAAUUUGCUUUCAUUUGUGCUGUUAUUUUCAUAUUUGCAUGUCACAUGUAGAAACUUCAUUAAAAGUUGGGUUCGUAGUACUUUUUGUUCAUGUAGCGUACGAAAAGAAUCUAGUUUUAGUCUGUGCAAUUUUUUUAAAAUUUGAAAUUUCUCCUUUUUAAAUCCCCGACAUCAUAUUUUUUCGUCAAAAAAGGUGAAGGAAAUGAAGUUUUAGAAACAUAUUCUUAAAAUAAUUUUAGAGACUGAAACUAGAUUCCAUUCAUGUACCAUACGAAAAGAAUCUGGUUCUAGUCUCUGAUAAUUUUUUUAGAUUAUUUUGAAAUUUCAAAAUUCUCCUUUCUCGCUCAUCCCCCCCGCAUCAUCUCUUCGUCAAAAAAAGUUGAAAGAAUAAGAAAUUUUAGGAACGUAUUUUUAAAAUAAUUGUAGAGA
This is a messenger RNA of Vicia villosa (hairy vetch), 2285 nucleotides long. RefSeq names its product transcription factor PIF4-like. Gene Ontology annotation, molecular function: protein dimerization activity; DNA-binding transcription factor activity. Lineage: Eukaryota; Viridiplantae; Streptophyta; Magnoliopsida; Fabales; Fabaceae. Gene Ontology annotation, biological process: regulation of DNA-templated transcription. The transcript has 8 exons. Bases 195 to 1742 code for a protein of 515 amino acids. The record is from RefSeq and is a predicted model, not a curated record.